AUGAGGGUCAUGAAGGGUGGGACGAGGUUUAUGGUUUCACUAGAUUUCCUACCAAGAGGCUCAGGAAUUGUUACAAGGAGACCACUUGUCCUUCAACUCAUCAGUUCAACUUCAGAGCAUGCCGAGUUUCUGCACUGUAAAGGAAAGAAGUUUACAGACUUUGAUGCUGUCCGACGGGAGAUCGAAGCAGAGACAGACAGAGUCACGGGAACAAAUAAGGGCAUAUCCUCCAUUCCCAUCAACCUUCGUAUCUGCUCUCCAAAUGUUUUGAACCUCUCACUGAUAGAUCUUCCAGGCAUAACUAAAGUACCAGUGGGAGAUCAGCCCCCUGACAUUGAAUACCAGAUCAGAGACAUGAUCAUGCAGUUCAUCUGCAGAGAGAAUUGUCUCAUCCUGGCUGUCACACCCGCUAACAUGGAUCUGGCUAACUCUGAUGCUCUUAAACUGGCCAAAGAUGUGGAUCCACAGGGCCAUCGCACCAUCGGUGUGAUCACUAAGCUGGAUCUGAUGGACAAGGGCACAAAUGUCAGGGACGUGCUGGAGAACAGGUUACUGCCACUACGCAGAGGUUAUGUUGGUGUGGUAAACCGUAGUCAGAAGGACAUUGAGGGAAAAAAGGACAUCAGUGCAGCUCUGGCUGCAGAAAGACGGUUCUUCAAGUCACAUCCUGCAUAUAGACAUAUGGCAGACUGCAUGGGCACUCUGUACUUACAGAGGCUCCUAAACCAGCAACUUACCAACCACAUUCGUGACACAUUACCAGCAUUACGCAGUAGACUACAGGGUCAGCUUCUGUCACUGGAUAAAGAGGCAGAGGAGUACAAGUGUUUGAACUCAGAUGACCCCUCACGAAAGACCAAGGCCUUAAUGCAGCUGAUACAGCACUUUGGGCUAGAUUUUGAGAAGCGGAUCGAGGGAUCUGGGGAUCAGGUGGACACAGUGGAGCUUUCAGGAGGAGCCAAAAUCAACCGCAUCUUUCAUGAACGUUUUCCCUUUGAGCUGGUUAAGAUGGAGUUUGAUGAGAAAGAAUUACGAAGGGAGAUCAGUUACGCCAUCAAAAAUAUCCAUGGCAUCAGGACAGGCCUGUUCACACCCGAUAUGGCCUUUGAAGCCAUAGUGAAGAAGCAGAUUGUGAAGCUUAAAGUACCAUGUCUCAAGUGUGUAGACAUGGUGAUUCAGGAGCUCAUCAACACAGUACAACAGUGUACCAACAAGUUAGAGUCCUUUCCAAAACUACGGGAGGAGACGGAGAGGAUAGUGACCACACACAUUCGGGAACGAGAGAGUCAAGCCAAAGACCAGGUUUUACUCUCACUAGAGAUUCAGCUCUCUUACAUCAACACAAACCAUGAAGAUUUUAUUGGGUUUGCAAACGCUCAACAGAAAACCAAUCAAACGAGUAAGAAGCCUUCGGCAGGGAACCAGGUGAUUCUCAAGGGCUGGUUAACCAUCAACAACAUCAGUCUGAUCAAGGGAGGGGCCAAGGAGUACUGGUUCAUGCUCACCGCAGAGAGUCUGUCCUGGUUUAAAGAUGAUGAGGAAAAAGAGAAGAAAUACAUGCUUCCUCUGGACAACCUGAAGGUACGAGACAUAGAAAAAGGCUUCAUGUCCAGCAAACAUGUGUUUGCCAUCUUUAACACAGAGCAGAGGAACGUGUAUAAGGACUACAGGCAUCUGGAGCUGGCCUGUGACACUCAGGACGAGAUGGACAGCUGGAAGGCCUCUCUGCUGCGAGCUGGGGUUUACCCAGAGAAAACCACAGUGGAUGGAGAGGGUUCAGCUCAGGCGGAGAGCUUCUCCAUGGACCCUCAGCUAGAGCGUCAGGUCGAGACCAUCCGCAACCUGGUUGACUCAUACAUGAGCAUCAUCUACAAAAGCAUCCGCGACCUGAUGCCCAAGACCAUCGUGCACCUUGUCAUCAACAAUGUAGAGGAGUUUAUCCACUCCGGGUUGCUGGCUCAGUUGUACUCCUCAGGAGAUCAGUACUCUCUGAUGGACGAGUCUCCUGAACAGGCCCUGCGCAGGGAGGAGGUGCUGCGUAUUCACACUGCCCUGAAGGAGGCUCUAAACAUCAUCACUGACAUUUCCACCUCUACCAUCUCCACCCCGUUGCCACCCCCAGUAGAUAACUCCUGGCUUCAUAGUGGCUCUCUUCACCGAAGGUCUCCUCCAGGUUAUAGUGUCCCUAAAAAGCAUCCUGCUCCGCCUGCUCCUUCUCUACCAAUUCGCUUGGAAGCUCCUGCCCCACCGGUCUCCAACAGCAUAGACACCACCAACACUACCAGCCGCCCCAAACGAGUCCCUCCUAGUGUUCCCAGGAGACAGCCACCGGCGGUGCCCACUCAACAGCCACACUGAGACACAAAUGCCCACCUGUGAGAGAAAAAGCGCCAACGACAAGAUCUGCUUGAAUUGUCAUUAAGAGGACAGCAAAGAUUCACAUCUUAGACACAGUGGAAAACUAUCAAAACAGAUUUGGAGGUAGCAAAACUCUU
Molecule: messenger RNA, 2495 nt
Organism: Sinocyclocheilus anshuiensis
Lineage: Eukaryota; Metazoa; Chordata; Actinopteri; Cypriniformes; Cyprinidae
Product: dynamin-2-like
Exons: 20
Coding region: 1-2358 (785 amino acids)
Biological process (GO): synaptic vesicle budding from presynaptic endocytic zone membrane; receptor internalization
Cellular component (GO): synapse; cytoplasm; plasma membrane
Molecular function (GO): GTPase activity; GTP binding; microtubule binding
Source: RefSeq, a predicted model, not a curated record